Molecule: messenger RNA, 441 nt
Organism: Glycine soja
Lineage: Eukaryota; Viridiplantae; Streptophyta; Magnoliopsida; Fabales; Fabaceae
Product: DNA damage-repair/toleration protein DRT100-like
Exons: 2
Coding region: 1-441 (146 amino acids)
Molecular function (GO): protein binding
Source: RefSeq, a predicted model, not a curated record
AUGGAAGAGUCAUUGAACGAGCCCUACCUUGGCCUCUUCAACUCGUGGACGGGUUCCAAUUGUUGCCUCAACUUCGGCAUCGACACCCUCACCACCCUUGUCGUCGCUGAAUGGAAAGACAUUGUCGGGGAGAUCCCUGCCUGCGAGAUCCCCGUCGAUGUCGGCAAACUCUCACGUCUGACAGUCCUAAACCUCACCGACAACGCCCUCAACGGAAAAAUUCCAGCGUCCAUCACCCGACUAGACUCACUCAAACACCUCGACCUCGGCAAUAAUCAGCUCUGCAGCGAGAUUCCAAAAGACUUCGGGAAUCUGGUCAUGCUGAGUUGCAUGUUGCUGAGUCAGAACCAGCUAACCGGUAUGCUGCUGAGAGAGAGUUACGGAGAGUACGUGUGGCUAAGAGAGGGGGAGAGAGAGCUGGUGUGCGCUGAGGAAUUUUAA